AUGUUUAUUGCUUGUCUUGAAAGUGUAAAACCUUCUGAUUUGAAGAAUCCAUAUCCAGAAGAAUUAGAACGUAUUACUAAAUUGGGUUAUCGAGCACUUUUAUCAGCAUGCUGGUACUUAAGUGAUAUUUCCUAUAGUAAAGAUUGGGUUAAUUAUUAUAAAUGUGAUCCACACACUUUUCAUGAAUUUCUUGAUGCAAUAAAUAUUAUUUCGACAACAUGGCCAAGAGCUGCCACCGUUGCUGAACGAUUAUGGUCAACAGCUGAUAUAACUGAUCCUAAUGUAGCAACACCUCGACUUGAAGAACAUAGGUAUCGAUAUAUAAAAGGUGGUAUUUCCGCUUCACCAGUAAAUGGUCCAAGUUAUUGUGAUUAG
Messenger RNA from Rotaria sp. Silwood1, 375 nucleotides. The record is from the annotation of a GenBank genome assembly. Lineage: Eukaryota; Metazoa; Rotifera; Eurotatoria; Philodinida; Philodinidae.